UUGCAGUGAACGUUGUCAUCUCUAUAUUACUAUUAGGUCAAUCUCUUAGGAUUUUUUUAAUAUUUAUUCCCUACAAAAUUGAUAUUUUCUUUGUGAAUAGCUAUAUCGUGUAAGUGCCUCAGAUAGUAGUUUGUUAUUUAGUAAAAACCUAUACAGAAUGUUUAGCAUGACACCUAAGAUGCAUGUGUUCUUAAACGCUCAUCUUUGUUGACAAAGAGUCACAUGGCUGAAAACAGUCAAUAAACAAAAUCAAGCCCUAUUAAAGAAGGCAACAUCGAAAAGGCUUUUUUUGCCACAAAAUGGACAACCCUGUUACAAGUCCGACCAACAAAGCAAAUGUCAAACACCUGGAACGAAUAUCUCAAACUUCUAAUCUCUUCCAAGAUCUUGCCACCUAGAACAUCGUCGACCUAGCCCUCCCAGAUCCUUCUAAUUACUACUUUGGCAUCACCAGCAAAGAUGACUGAAUGUAAUCCACGUACCAAACACCAACAUAUCGUAUCAAGGAAGGUCAACAUCUCCACCAGAGACGGAUCUGAAAUCUUCACAUACAAGCGAAGCUUUCAAGUUACUUGUUUUGGAACAUUUUUUUCAUAGGGUGUAUAUUUUUUAGGCAAAAUUCACUUGCAUAGCCAUAACUAUCGAUUUUGUGACAAUAAUAGCCAAUUUAUGAGAAAUACACAAAAUGUCCAGAUUUUAGAAACAUAUUUGACAAAUUUAGCCAUUUUUGUUAAAAACUUUAACGCCGUUAAAAAUUCCGUCAAUUACAUCAACAAGAAGUCGACGAGGAAGCUACGUGGCAGAAACAAAAUUAAACAAAACUUUGGAAGCUUCAAAUCCAAGUCGAGAGAAACAAAUCUACACCUAAGGCUAACUAAGAUCGAAUCCACAUAAAAAGAUACGAACUUUAAAUAAAUUACCCAGUAUAACAAAUUGCACAAAAUCAAAAGUAAUCAAACAACAACAUGAAUCAGAUUGAUUUAGAACAAAGGAAAGAAAAAACAAAGUCUCUUUACUCUUUACUCUUUAGUCACUGGCUGGCUGGCUGCCCACUGUUGCCAGCCUUUUUUUAAAGCCGGUCAAAGCCAGGCCACCCACCCACUUCCACUACCCACCAUUUUCCUUCUCCUUCCUGUUGCUUCUUCCUCUGCGAGUCCUAAUUCGACCCAGAUUGGCCAAGGUAAAUUAAAGCAGAAAAAAGGGGUGGAAAAACAGAGGAAGGGCCGCUGGGUUUUCAUUAAAAGCUAUCUCUCCGGCGAGGAAGAAAGAGCAAACUGAAAGCGACUCGGCAUACAGUGACUCUCUCGGCGGUUGGUUGGAAGGAAGGAAGUCAUUUAUCUCGCCCCGCACCACUUCCACCAUUAAUGCCCUUCUUCUUCUUCAUCAAUUUGUCAUCCAUACUCUGUUUUUUCACCCUUUUUCCCUUUUGUGGGAAUUGGGUGGUGGCCUUGUUUUUUAUUUUUUGGGGAUUGAGAUUGAGUUGAGACAGCCUGGGAUGGCAUUAAAUGCUGAGAAGCAUUUGUUUAUGGGAAGGGAACAGAGGUAGAAGAAGCAGCUUAGUCGUAGAAGAAGCAACAGAGUAACAACAACGGCUAACUGUGGGAAGGAAGAAAAACAGAGUAUUGUAGAAAACAAUUGCAUCGAUUGCAGAAUCAAAGCUCGUGAUUGGAGGUGAGAAUGUUGCAAUCUGUGAGGAAAAGGGUUUAUUUUAGUUUAUUUUGUUCGUAUAAUUAAUUGAAUAAUAAAAAAUAAAAAAAAUAAUUCCCCGAUGCCUCCCUUUUUCAGUUUUCCCCCUUCAGACUUUUCCUUUUUGUUGGGUUUUCAGAGAGGAGCUAAAUAAAGCCAGCUAAAGAAGAGCGUUCCCGCCGCCGGCGAAUGCGGCCAUGAGUAGUCGACUCUGUGAUUGAACGGCCGUCCAGAUUUUGUUUAAGUGUCUCUCUCUGCUGAAAUAUUGGGAUUGGUAUCUUUUUAUCUCUGAGCUGAAUGGAAGAAUGCCGGCGGGGUUUGCUCCGGUUGGUGCUACUGAUCUGGGUUUUGAUUCGCUGCGCGGCGGCGCAGCAGAGGAGUGUGUUGCUGGGCUCGCCGGUGGAAUGGAGGGCGCUGAUCGAUCUCCGGGGGUCUUUAGGGAUCCGAAGCUCCGACUGGCCGAUAAAAUCCGACCCGUGCGGGAAUUGGAAGGGAGUCCAAUGCGGCGGCGACGGCCGGGUCACCGGAAUCAACGUUUCCGGGUUCAGGAGGACCCGGGUCGGGCGUUUGAAACCCGGGUUCUUCGUCGACGCCAUGGCGAAUUUCACCUCAUUGGAGGUUUUCAACUCUUCCGGAUUCGCCCUCCCGGGCUCCAUCCCGGGCUGGUUCGGGUCGCAAUUCGGGUCGUCGCUCCGAGUUCUUGAUCUCCGGGCGAGCUCAGUCACCGGCCCGAUUCCGGCGACGCUCGGUGAGUUAACUCAGCUCAAUGCUCUCUACCUCUCUGAAAACCAGCUCGCCGGCGCCCUGCCAUCUACAUUGGGGCAGCUGAGUCGAAUGUCAAUUCUUGACCUCUCUAGGAAUCUGCUUACUGGGUCGAUCCCGUCGAGUUUGGCUUCACUCAGGAACUUGUCAAGUCUCAAUCUUUCUUCCAAUUACUUAUCCGGGUCGAUUCCACCCGGAUUCGGCAACAUUUCAAUGCUCGAAUCCUUAGAUUUAUCCGAUAACAGUCUCGCCGGUUCAAUCCCUGACGAUUUUGGUGCAUUAUCUCAAUUGGUUGACCUUGAUCUCAGCAAGAACUCACUCUCUGGUUCAUUGCCGGAUGGAUUAUCCAAGCUAAACAACUUGCAGAAGAUGGUAAUUUCGAGUAACCAGCUAGAUGGUAGACUGCCUAGUGCAUUGUUUGCGUUGCCUGAUCUGCAGAUUGUGGAUGUCUCUGGGAAUAACUUCACAUGUGAUGUGCAGAGCAUUAAUUUCAAUGGCAAUGCAGCUGGUUCAGCCGCGUUGAAUCUAUCGAACAAUUUGUUGUAUGGAGCUCUAUCUUCUCAGUUCGAUAACUCUAGUUCCGUUGAUCUAUCUGGAAACUACAUCCAAGGAAAGGUGGUCAAUGGUGGAAGAACUCCAAGAAAUGUGGUUCUUAGCUUGAACUGCUUAGAGGCAGUUCCUGAUCAAAGGAGUUUGGAGGAUUGCAGGAUGUUUUACUCUCGGAGAGGAUUAUCUUUCGACGAAUUUGGAGCUCCAUUACCAUCAGCAGAAAUCAAUCCCCAAAGAACAAGAAGUAAGCAAUGGAUAUACAUCUUAGUAGGGGUGGUUGGCGCAAUAGGGUUCAUCUUGGUCCUGGCUAUUGUGAUGGUAUUGUUUCUCAGGAAGUUUGAUAGGAGCCGAUCAAGCCUUAGAGGGAGUGCUAACGUAGGACCGGUUCCUGAAGGAGAUAAUAAUAAUGAUCCUCCAUCAGCGGCGAAAGAUCUCGCUUUAAUAUCUGGUAUUGGUGAGUCAUUCACAUAUGAACAGCUCAGCAACUUGACAAGUGAGUUUACAGACAAGAAUCUGAUCAAACAUGGUCACUCUGGAGAUCUAUUCCAAGGCUUCCUCGAAGGAGACAGUCCGAUUGUUGUGAAGAGGAUCGAUUCUCGUUCUGCCAAGAAGGAAUUGGUGGAGCUGGAAUUUUUCAGCAAGUAUUCGCAUGCUAGAUUGGUGCCUCUUUUAGGGCAUUGUUUGGAGAAUGAGAAUGAGAAGUUUCUGGUGUAUAAGUAUUUGGUGAAUGGAGAUUUGGCUAGCUCAUUGCACAAGGUUAGCAAUGUUGACGAAGAAGAUCAUUUGAAGUCAUUGGAUUGGAUCACAAGGUUGAAGAUAGCUACUGGAGCUGCUGAAGGGCUUUGUUACUUGCACCAUGAGUGUAAUCCUCCUGUUGUUCAUAGGGAUGUUCAAGCAAGCAGCAUUCUUCUCGACGACAAGUUCGAAGUUCGACUUGGAAGCUUAAGUUCGGUCCACGUCCAGGAAGGCCCAGAAUCACACCACAACAAGAUCAUCACAAGGUUCUUGAGAAAACAAAUAUCAUCCGAAGCUGGAGGCUCUUCAGGAGGAUUAAUGGCGACCUGUGCACACGACGUCUACGGCUUCGGUAAGGUCCUCCUAGAGCUAGUAACAGGCAAGCUCGGAAUCAGCAACAAAUCAGAUGAUGCCACGAUUCGAGAUUGGCUCGACCAAACGCUCCCUUACAUCAGCAUCUACGACAAAGAGCUGGUGACCAAGAUCGUCGAUCCAUCAAUGAUGGUUGAUGAGGACUUGCUCGAAGAGGUUUGGGCCAUGGCCAUCAUUGCCAGGUCAUGUUUGAAUCCCAAGCCUUCCAAACGUCCUCCCAUGAAGUACAUUCUCAAAGCAUUGGAGAACCCUAUGAAAGUAGUAAGGGCAGACAGCUAUGGUUCAGGGCGGCUCAGAACGACUUCCUCGAGGAGGUCGUCGUGGAGCAGUGCUUUCUUUGGGAGCUGGCGGCAUAGCUCCUCGGAGAAUGCCGUAGCAGUUGGUGGAUCAAAGCAGCCGGUGAGAAUAGGAUUUCAUAACAGCGGUGGGAUUGGGUACAGUAAGAGACUGUCAAAUGAGAUUUUCCCUGAGCCACUCGAGAUUCAAGACAUAGAGCGACAAGAGCCAGAUUUCGAGCAUUGAAAGUGGAUCGCUAGAACAGUUUUGCUAAAGCGUACUGAUUAAUCAAUCAAUCACACCAUU
Molecule: messenger RNA, 4686 nt
Organism: Linum trigynum
Lineage: Eukaryota; Viridiplantae; Streptophyta; Magnoliopsida; Malpighiales; Linaceae
Source: the annotation of a GenBank genome assembly